Lodderomyces parapsilosis is the source of this 168-nucleotide messenger RNA. RefSeq lists its product as uncharacterized. Gene Ontology annotation, cellular component: gamma-tubulin ring complex. The transcript has a single exon. Gene Ontology annotation, biological process: gamma-tubulin complex localization. The coding region runs from base 1 to 168 and encodes 55 amino acids. The record is from RefSeq and is a predicted model, not a curated record. NCBI's taxonomy places the organism in Eukaryota, Fungi, Ascomycota, Pichiomycetes, Serinales, Debaryomycetaceae.
AUGCUGACUACACCAAACGACAUUUUGAAUGAUAUAGCUAAACUUGUGAAUGUACGUGGCAUCGACGCAUCUACGUUGACUCUAUGCUAUAAGUUAUUAGACGAAGGGGUUGAUCCUCGUAAGUUGGCAGAAAAGAUCAAAGAUAUACAAAAGGAGAUUUCGUUGUGA